This is a messenger RNA of Didymosphaeria variabile, 3993 nucleotides long. RefSeq lists its product as uncharacterized. The record is from RefSeq and is a predicted model, not a curated record. Lineage: Eukaryota; Fungi; Ascomycota; Dothideomycetes; Pleosporales; Didymosphaeriaceae. Bases 1 to 3993 code for a protein of 1330 amino acids. The transcript has 6 exons.
AUGAAAACACGCCUCGAUCCGGAGGCCGCCGUCGAUGGCGUUGCCGAGAUUACCAAACGAACCAGUCAAUUAUCGCAUACGCUUUUUGACAUUGCUUCUGGCCUCGUCGUGGAUACCGCUUCUGAUUCUUCCAUCCCGCAGGCAAUUUGCAACAUCGCGCGUGAGUUCGCGGACAUCGCCCAGCUAUGUUUGGAGGCGUGCGCCUUACUGGAGCGAGACAAAGGAGGGAAGAAGACCGACGCUGGCAUCAUCCUGGGGCGACUCGAUACACUCAUCCGAGAGUUUGAGGAUGCGCUAAACGAUUUUGUACCCAACAAAGUCCCUCGAUGGCUCAAGAGACUCUUCCAGAACGAAAGUGUCUAUCUGAUCACUAAAUGUCAUUCUAUCAAGGAGCCUUUACGCUUGUUUCUAUCCGUACUCAGAAUCGCAGAUGUUCGUGCAGCGAGUAAGAAAACAUCGAACAAAAAGAAGAAAAGGAGAGACGAAAUCGCCUUACAAGUUAUCAAAGUACUCAUGAACGCCGAACGUCGUUUACAGAAAGGUUUCCCCAGAGAAGCACUUCAACUGCAUUACUGGACAGAGUCCCCUGGAGCCACUGCAACGUGGAUAUACGAACUGAUCUUCAACAAAGUCUUGAGCGCACAGCCGGAUGAGCGCCGUCGAACCGCCAGAGGCGGGCGCGUCAAAACAGUAGACACGGCCGGCGCCAACGGGGUGGCAUCUGACAGUGAACAAGAGGAUGAUAUUGGGGCUAUCCCACCUGAUCUGGAGAGGGAGCUCGACCUAAGCCCUGUGAGAAGCCGGGUGAUCAACGAGCUUCUUGAGCGAUGGACAGGCUUGAGCUUUGAGGAGGUCCGGCAACUUGCUGAAUCAAGCGACAGAGGAAGGUCGCGUCUCCAAGACACUGCCCGACGCGUCAUCAAAUGGUAUCUGAAGAACGAGAAGGCCUCUUCUGAUGAUGGAGGCUCUCCACCAGCACACAGCAGAGGGAGAACUUACGAUCGAGGGAGCUCCAGCUCGACUAAGCAGCCAUCUGGAAGUUCGAACACAAUGAAAGUGGACGAUGAACCCCAACCAACGGUGCGGGCACCAACGCCUCCUGCCUCGCCAAAGACGCCAAAAAACCGGUCUACAGUUCCUGCGCAAGGCCUUAAAGAAACUCGGGAACCUGGAAAGGCCGCUGAUAACGACCAGGCAGUCCCUCAGAUAGAUUUGAGCUUUGGUCCUUCAAGCAGCUCGAAAAUUGGAACCAACAAAAAGCCUGCAGAUGCCUGGGACUUCGAUCUUGGCCCAAGCAGCAAAAAGACUGGAGAAAAUAGCAAGCCCGCUGAAAAUCCCUGGAGUUGGGGUUCUGGCUCAGCCUGGAAAAAGACUGAGAAGCACAGCAGGUCCGCUGAAGACGAGUGGGGCGCCGCAUGGGGAGAUUUUAGCAGCAAGACAAAGAAGAAGAAGAAAGGCAAAGCUGCGGUUGAAUUGAGUCCAACCGGCGAUGACAACUCAAAAGCCUUCGUCUUUGGCGAGUCUCGGGUGCCAUCAGUAAAGGCCCCAAAAGAACAAGACAAUACCGAAUCUGCUGCCAAGUUUGAGGACAGCUCGCAUCGAAGCCCCGGCGCAACCAGCAGUAUACUGGGUCAAUUUGGCGACGAUGAACCCAAUCCAUGGAUCGACUCCAAACUGGAAGCGGGUCAGAGUGCCAAAGAUGCGGUAAUCGCAGUGGAAGAAAUCUCCGAACUUGAUCUAAAUAAUACCACGAAAGGAAAAGCCGCUGCGCCAUUGGCAGGUCGAGCCCCAUCUCCUGAUAUUGUUUUACCGAAAGCAUCGGAUUCUUCCUCGAACAAACCAUUCAUACUUCGGCCUGGCAUGGAUGAACUUCAGACAUUCGGAGGACAGGAGGUUAGAAUAACCAUGAGAAAAGCUACGGACCAGCCAGCACCAAAGAAGUCGACACUGUCAAAGCUUUCCGGCAGCGACAGUAAUGGUCGCCGUCCACAAAGCGGUAGAAAUCAGACAUCAUCCAGAGUUGAGUUUGUCGAUCCGGAACCGGAGCGUACUUCAGAUCGCCGGUCUCGAGAUGAGCGCGCCCCAACACGCGAGUCUAGUAAGAACAGAAAAGACGACGAAAUGCAUUCACGUGUCUCCACGCGACAUAGCACCCAAAGUGCGCGAUAUCGGCACAGCAAUCUCGUCGCGGAGGUCCCGAUCCCUCAGACGGGAAUAGUGAUGAACUCGUACAGCACGAGCAAACUCUUGCCGGGCGGCCUUUUGCCUCAUAUAUCGUAUCCUACAACGACUGGUUCGAUUAGACCUUACAUGGGCCCAUAUACUAACCACUAUCCAAACAGCUUCUACGAACCGGGUAAUCUUUCAGACAAUCCUGAUAUGGUUGAAAUUCGGAAACAGUUGAACGAGUUCAUAGAGAAUGAGAAAGCAAGGAGAAUGGCAGAGGAAGCAAGAAAGGAAGAUGGCUUGAUGAAGGCGCAGCGGGAUGAGAAAGAGUCCAUGGCACACAAGGCGAGGGAACAAGAGCUUAUGAAGAUCAUACGUGAGAUGCAAGAAAGCGCUCGAUACAACGCAGAGAAAUGGGAGGACGAGAAACGAGCGUUCGAGAAGGGAUCUAACGCGCAAGCACAAUCGAAUGAGCAGACCCAACUGCCCACUGAACCUGCGGAAACACGGACGUCUCAGUACAAAGAAGAAGUAGACCGGCUUUACGGCAUUAUAGAAAGGUUCAACCGGGAAAAGAACAUAGAGUGGGCCAUGGAGAAAGAACGUAUUGAAAAAUAUGCCAACACAGAGCUCAAUCGCAGGAUCGAGGAGUGCGAAGAACAACAGCAGGAAGCACUGGAGGAAGCCUGGGAAGAAAGUCGGCAAUACUACCAAGAACUUAUCGAAACCGAAAAGAAAAAGGUGCAAGACGAAGAGAAAAAGGUCCUAGAAGCAACCAUGCGUGCCGAGGUAUACGUCCAGAAGUACAACGAUGAGUUCGCCAGACGUCAACCGAAAAGACCUUCCACGACAAUACCUGACACCACCAAGGCAUCUCAAGACCCCUUGAAUGUCUUCGACUACCUAGAAAGACCAGAACGAAACUCGUCGUUGGGAUCAUCUCGAGAGGAGGACACCGAGAGCGCUGAGGUCACUAAUGAGAGCGAACUCCUUGAGAACAAAUGGCGCGACCGAGAUCCGUAUAUGCAUACAAUGCCACAGCCUCGCGCCAAAAGAUACACAGCAUUCUCUGAAGCUACGUCCUCUGUCGAGGAAGCUUCGAAUGUUAUCAUAUUCCCACCACGUGCAGGUUGGAAUGAUAUGGGCCACAAUCAGCUUGGCAACUAUUUGUCGAUGAGUGGUUUCACGCCCAUGUUUGAGGAACGAGAGCCUUCGGCCCAAGAUCCUACGGGGCGCCGUGAGAAGAUAGGAACUGGCGGGAAUGUCUUGCGGGGUACUCUGUUCUGGCAACCCCCGGCGUCGACGGCGGAAGCGGAUCUUUACAAGUCGCUUCGCAGCUCCGGGUGGAGGCCUACAUAUGUAAGGACUACGGUCUCCGGUCAAACUUGGUUCUUCGGCGCACAGCCUGUGCACGCCCAGUUCUUCAGCGACAUGUAUAAGCCACAAGUCGGCGCAUAUCGCGUCUCGCACGCUCGACCAGACACAGAGAAAGAAUCCCUCAUCAUCAGUAAAGACCUCGUGGAAAUCGAAGAGCUCGAGUUCCUAGGACACAUAUACAAGGAAAGCGAUGGAAAGAUCUUUCUCGAUCCUACACUCACCUCGGAGGAUAUUGAUCACAUUGUUGCGCGGUCGUUUCUGGCCCGUGAGGGAAGAUACCGCAAGCGGUUCCGCAACACGCAACUACGAGCCUCACAAACCAAGGUCGACAUCACGGAACUUACGAGCGAAGUAGGUGAUAGCGUAAGCGAGAUUUCUUUCGGUAGUAGGGAGAUUGGCAGAGAGAGGACGGUCAGCCUUUGGUCGAUGUGGAGUCCCUGGUCCAGAUAA